AUGAGCGCUCCUUCAGGCCGCCUGAGAGGCCGUAUUGCGGUUGUCACAGGCAGUUCUUCUGGACUUGGUGCCGCGAUUUGUUUCGCCUUCGCCGCUGAAGGCGCCAACAUCUUUUGCAUCGACCUCUACCCUUCCCCUCGUAACGCGAUCAACCCAGUCACUCUCAGAGCCGAUGACUUCAAUAAUCGCACAGCAAACCAACCCGGCACCCAUGAGCGCAUCCGCCAAAUGGGAGGGGAAGCGACCUACCACAAGGCGGACGUUACGAAGGCCCGUGAGAUGGAUUUUGCCAUCAGGGCUUGUACUCAGCGGUAUAAGAGAGUAGACAUUAUGGUGAACAAUGCCGGGAUCAGUGUUGAGAGCACACACAUUCGACCACUGAGGUGUCACGAGACUAGCGAGGAGGACUUCGAUAAGACCAUCGCAAUCAAUACCAAAGGCAUGUUCUUGGGAUGCAAGUACGCCCUCAAGCAAAUACUCGAUGGACAGGAGAAGAUAUACAAUUCUCGAGGCUGGAUCAUCAAUACUGCAAGCAUCCAGGGUUUGACUCCGUACUAUGGCACGCCUAGCUACUGCGCCAGUAAAGGGGCAGCGGUUAUGUUGACGAAACAGAUCGCCUUGGACUAUGCGAAAGAUCUCAUUCACUGUAACGCCCUGUGCCCGGGGUUUCUGGAGACCAGCAUGACUCAAAAUCUGCAAGGCCAGGAGUCCGUACUAGCAGAGAUUCAGAGCAGACAUCCUCUAGGUGGCAACCUGGGCAAAGUCGAGGAUGUCGCAAAAGCAGCGGUCUUUCUGGCCAGUGAUGACGCCGCUUGGAUAACCGGUGUUCCCCUACCGGUGGAUGGAGCGUACCUCCUAAGGUAG
This is a messenger RNA of Exophiala aquamarina CBS 119918, 864 nucleotides long. RefSeq lists its product as uncharacterized. The transcript has a single exon. Gene Ontology annotation, molecular function: oxidoreductase activity, acting on the CH-OH group of donors, NAD or NADP as acceptor. The record is from RefSeq and is a predicted model, not a curated record. NCBI's taxonomy places the organism in Eukaryota, Fungi, Ascomycota, Eurotiomycetes, Chaetothyriales, Herpotrichiellaceae. The coding region runs from base 1 to 864 and encodes 287 amino acids.